Spodoptera exigua (beet armyworm) is the source of this 2627-nucleotide messenger RNA. NCBI's taxonomy places the organism in Eukaryota, Metazoa, Arthropoda, Insecta, Lepidoptera, Noctuidae. The record is from the annotation of a GenBank genome assembly.
UUGUCGUGUGAUCAUUGUCGUUCGGUGCGGUCGUGUUAUGAUUUCUCCGCCGAGAUCAAAACAAUGUUAUUGACGUAAACCUUGACUGGUUACGCGGUUUUUCAACUGUUGUUAUCAGUCAUCCAUUUACCCCCGCCAAUUUCAAGUUAUCAUCGCGCGAUCCCGCUAGUCCGCUACGUCAUUGCACACUUCUUGAACUCGAACACGAUUAACUGCGGCAAUAGUUGUAAACACAAACGGUACCUAGUCGGACGUAUCGCUAUUUACGUCUAAGCAAUUGUAGAAAAAAAUACAGUUAACGCGACGCAUUUUAAAUAAAUACCCAGUGUCUAAGGAAAUGACGAGUAUUAAAUUAAGUUUUCUCAUACUGUUUACUUGCGGAAUCCUUGCACGGAAUUCUCUAGGUCUAUCGCCUGUAAUCCUCAUCCCCGGGGAUGGAGGAAGUCAACUCGAGGCAAAAUUGAAUAAAACAAAUGUGGUGCACUACAUUUGUGCGAAGACAUCACCGGAUUACUUUAACAUAUGGCUUAACUUGGAGCUGUUAGUACCGUUUGUCAUUGACUGCUGGGUAGACAACUUGAAGUUAGAGUAUGACAAUGUUACGAGAACAACUAAAGGUCCAAGCGGUGUUGACAUCCGAAUACCGGGAUGGGGGAACCCAGAGCCUGUGGAAUGGCUGGACCCAUCACAUCAGAGUACCGGAGCAUACUUCAACACUAUCGCAGAUUCACUGGUCAAGCUAGGAUAUCAAAGAAAUGUGUCUAUUCUGGGAGCUCCGUAUGACUUCAGAAAAGCUCCAAAUGAGAACGGCAAAUUCUUCGCGGAUCUCAAGACGAUGGUGGAAAAUACAUACAAUGCGAACAACAAGUCUUCAGUUACACUCCUCGUGCACAGCAUGGGGGGACUCAUGGCCAUGCACUUCCUACGCUUGCAGCCUCAGGCAUGGAAGGACCAGUACAUCCGACGCCUCAUCUCCUUGUCCACACCAUGGGGCGGGUCCAUGAAAGCAGUCAAAGUAUUUGCUAUAGGUGACGAUCUAGGCAGUUUGAUGCUCCGGGAGAGCAUAAUGCGCGCGCAGCAGAUAACGUGCCCCUCUCUAGCGUGGCUGCUACCCUCGCCGCUGUUCUGGAAGCCCACGGAGGUGCUGGUCCAGACCGACAAGUACAACUACACCAUCAAUGACUUCCAAAGGCUUUUUACUGAUAUGGAGCUCCCAGACGCGUGGGAAAUGCGCAAAGACACGGAGAAGUACACGAAAGAUUUCGGCGCCCCCGGCGUCGAGGUGCACUGCAUUUAUGGAUACAACAUCAGUACCGUUGAAAGACUGGUAUACAAGCCAGGCACAUGGCUGGACGGCUACCCGACCCUAGCAAUGGGCGACGGGGACGGCACCGUGAACCUUCGCUCACUGAACGCAUGCGAACACUGGCGUAAGAAGAGAUUCCGUAACGGCAAUUCUGUGAAAUCCCUCGCGCUACCAGGCGCUGAACAUCUCAAGAUAUUACACGAUAAACGAGUUUUGGACUAUAUACAGCUAGUUAUGAAGAACUGAAUUGUUUAAUGUAAGUGUGGAUUUAGGUUGUAACUUCUAGCAGUUGCGGAUUGUAGCCAAGGAAAAAUUUUCUAGCCAGGUUAGCAGGUCAACCUACCAUGUCUUUCUUUAAAGGAUUUUUAACUUUAUUCGUUCUUGCAACAGAGUUGAAAAUCUGUUAGGGAUGUUAGGGUCGAUUUUUAUUUCGUUCUCUUCAUGCCUAAUUGCCGUAAUAAAGAGCCGUUCUUAAGCCAAAAAAUCUAAAUCGAUCUCUAUUUUUGACAAAAAAUCAAUAGAUAUAAUGUAAAAAAAUCUAUCGCAAUUUAAAAUUUUAAGGUUAUUUUUUUUACUCCCUGGAAGAAAUUUUUUAGUAAAACAGGUGCUGCUUACCUAGGUUGCCACAUAUCCGCUAUGUAAAUCUGCUGUGGAGGUUUAUUGUGUAAUCGAAGAUAUUCUUCGUCAAAGUAUGGGUGCUUAAUUUAUGGAGAAUUUGGUUUGAAAUAUUUACUUUGGCUGUAAAAAGGCCGAGGAAAUAAUUGGCAUUUAAUAAAGAAAGUAGACACAAAAUAGAAAUUAAAUAAUUAUAAUAAAUAAAAAGGAUUUUCCUCGUCUCGAAUGAGAUGAGAAUCCAAAAUUCCAAAGUCGUCAGAAUUAUGACUAUGAUGAAACUAAAUUCUCCAUGAAACAUGUUGAAAUGUUGUGCGUAUUUUAGUUUAAGUAAUUUAAGGAGAAAUACUCUCAAAAUGGAAAUAACAGCUAUAUUUUGAAAAUACAUAGUCUAAAUAAAUAAUGUUCUAAUACAAAUACUUAAUCUCUUGCCAGUUACCUGUGUCGCUUUAAUCAGAACUAUAUAUUUAUUUACUUAAAAAAUAAUUAAAAGAAUAGUACUCACAGAAUUAUAUUUAUUGAACCAUUCUAGAUCUAAGCUCUCUUAGUAACUAAUCUUAAGUAGAAAAUUGAACUUUACUGAUGUAGUCGUAAGGUUGAAAAAGGAAUAUACCUUUUGUUCUCAUGCCUCAGUAUGUUAAGCCAAGCUGUUACGGCUGUGAUAUCUGUUUAACAUUAAAUUGUAUUUAUUUCGAUACCAUGACAAGAA